This is a messenger RNA of Cydia pomonella (codling moth), 1556 nucleotides long. Its product is annotated as putative zinc finger protein 833. The transcript is spliced from 4 exons. The record is from RefSeq and is a predicted model, not a curated record. Gene Ontology annotation, biological process: regulation of transcription by RNA polymerase II. Bases 367 to 1437 code for a protein of 356 amino acids. Gene Ontology annotation, molecular function: RNA polymerase II cis-regulatory region sequence-specific DNA binding; DNA-binding transcription activator activity, RNA polymerase II-specific. Gene Ontology annotation, cellular component: nucleus. Lineage: Eukaryota; Metazoa; Arthropoda; Insecta; Lepidoptera; Tortricidae.
CCAGCCCAAAAUCGGUAGGAAAGUGAUAUAUUUUAUCGUUAAAAUAAACAAGUAGUUACAAUAUAAUACUCUUCUUAACACUGGCUCUACUAGUAAAAGCCCUAGAAGUUGUGCCUCCACAAGUAUAAUAUAAUAUCGUGGUUAACAUAGAGUACUACUUUUGUAACUCGACAAAUCGAUCAAGUUUUCAUUGUAUCGUGCUCCGCGUAUUACUGUUGUCGUUCAGUACUGUUGCCUAAAACGUAGCUUAUUAUUACAGCCUGUUGAAUGUAGGCUUCUAACCCAGCAGCCCAGGCUUACCUUCCGAAUAUUUUCAAGACAUUGAGAAACGAAGAUAUUGUCUUGACGGUAGGAGGUCGAGACAUUAUGUCACUAGAGGCGGUGGACGUGGAGAAUUCCGAAUGUGUAAUUAUGAUAGAAAGCAAUGGCCCUGAAGAUGAGUUUAAAUAUGAGGUGGCCCUGGAGCCAGGGUGCGUAGAGCUGCCUGUGGACUGCACUGCAGAUGAGGAGGCAGAAGACCCUUUAAGGAUGGACAGUGGGUCGAAGGGAGCCGACGAGUUCAAGUUCGAGGUGGCCGUGGAGCCCGAGUGUGUGCUCGUGCCCGUCGAGAUCGAGAGCAUUCACGACAAAUCCCGCCCCUUCCUACUCCCGCUUUGCGAUCACGACGCCGCCGACACCACAAACUCUGAAGAGGAGUUACAGGAAACUUACACAGACUCUCCACAAAACGCAGAGAACGUCUGUGACAACUGCGGGAGAGCAUACGCACACAAACGAAGUCUGAUCCGCCACAUGGUGAUCUGUCUGCCCGGGACGACACCUAACCCUAAUAUAGUCACUCAAAGCACUACCAGGGCAAAGAAAUUUACCUGCGAAAUUUGCCAACAAACGUGCGACGAUUUUGAACAUUUAAAAAGUCAUAUCCGAAGCCACACAGGAGACAAACCAUUCACAUGCGAAAUUUGUAGCAAAGAAUUCGCACUUUUAUACUAUCUGAAGAAACAUAAGCGAAUUCACGCCGGGGAAAUAUCAUGUGAAGUGUGCAAUAAAGCAUUUGCGACACCUAGUCAUUUGAAACGACAUCAAUCAACUCAAAGGUGUGCAAAGACAUUCUCGUGUAAGCUAUGUGACGAGAAAUUUGCAACGAUAAGUAGUUUCAAUAUCCAUCAGCGAACUCACACUGGUGAGAAAAUAUUCUCUUGCAAGAGUUGUCCGAAGAAGUUUACGAGCUCGAGCAACUUGAGGAUACACGGGUAUAUUCACACGGGGGAGAAGCCGCACAAGUGCGAGUUCUGCAGCAAGCGGUUCACGCAGGUGAGCACUCUGAACAACCAUCGGCGGGUACACACAGGUGAAAAACCAUACUCAUGCGAAUAUUGCUUGAAGAAGUUUGCGUUUUUAGGCAAUUAUAAGGCACAUAAACUUAUUCACUUAUAAUAACGUUAAAGUCGGUUUAGAAAUGAAAUAUUGGAUGAACACUUUAAUAUAUAAUGGUCGAAGGGCUAAAAGAUAUAAGUUGUAUUAUUUAUGAAAAACAAAUAAAGAAGAUGUGUAUA